Messenger RNA from Acanthoscelides obtectus, 762 nucleotides. NCBI's taxonomy places the organism in Eukaryota, Metazoa, Arthropoda, Insecta, Coleoptera, Chrysomelidae. The record is from the annotation of a GenBank genome assembly.
AAAGCAUCAAAUAAUAAUUAUAUUGAGAGUUGCCAUUAGUUUCAGGACCUUCUUAGCAACAAACAUGCGAAAUAGCCAUACGAUAAAGAUAAAAGAAUAGCAUAUAAAGCGCAAACUGAUGCAAAAGCAGCAUCAUUAUUCUCGUGCCUGAAGAAACAAGCAUCUACUACCAAUCCUCCAAUUGAAAAAUUAAUUGAAUUGAUAGGACCAUCUCCUUUGAAAAUGAAGUUCGUAGCAAUUUUGAGCGCUUUGCUGGCCGCAGCUAGCGCAGUUCCGGUUUACGAUGUCCUGCCCACGAAAUACAUGGGCGGUGACUUAAUGGGCAUGACGGGAAUGUACGACCCCAUGUACACUCUGUGGACAGGCGUGGGAGGUAUGCACAAGCUAGGUAUGGACAUGUACGGACCUCACCGCAACUACGGACUUAUGGGUAUGGGCAUGAAAGACUGGGACUUGCACCGCUUCACCGGAAUGUACCCUGGUAUGAUUGAUUACGGCAUGUUCGGAGGUGAUAUGGUUGGUGACAUGCGCAUGAGAGGGAUGGUUGACCCCAUGAUAAUGGACAAGAUGAUGUUCAAACAUGGAAUGACCUCUGUGGACAAGAUGAUGUGCUAUCAGCGUUUCGGUAUCGAAAGAUGCAACAUCAUGAUGAUGCACAUGAUGCACAAAAUGAUGCCCUACAAGAUGAUGUACUAAAUAUAAAAAUGAGAAAACAAGUCUGGUGUAUAGUUUUACGAUAUGUUAAUAAACGCUGUUAAGCAG